AAAAAUUAAAGUAAAAAAAGAAAAAGUAUUUUCAAAAUUUUUAUUCUGCUCUGUUCGACGAUACAAAGCUCGCGAGUCGCCUCCUUUCUUUCCCCUGCACCACAGCUCGACACCAGCAAAGAACUCCAGCUAAGCUCAGGCGGCGAGGAGGAGGAGGAGAUGGCGGCGGGGAACGAGUGGAUCAACGGGUACCUGGAGGCGAUCCUGGACGCGGGCGUCAAGCUGCGCAGCCAGCAGGCCGGGACGCCGCUGGCGCUGCCGCAGCUGCUGCCGGCACCGGCGCUGGCCGAGUCGGCGGUGGCGGCGGCGGCGUACAGCCCGACGCGGUACUUCGUGGAGGAGGUGGUGAGCCGCUUCGACGACCGCGACCUCCACAAGACCUGGACAAAGGUGGUGGCGAUGCGGAACAGCCAGGAGCGCAACAACCGGCUGGAGAACCUCUGCUGGCGGAUCUGGCACGUCGCAAGGAAGAAGAAGCAGGUGGAGUGGGAGUUCUCGCGGCAGCUGGAGCGGUGGAGGCUGGAGCAGGAGCUGGGCAGCCGCGAGGCCGCCGAGGACCUCUCCGAGGGCGAGAAGGACAAGCCCGACGGCGCCGGCCCCGCACAGCCCGACCAGCACCAGCAGAGCCGGUUCGCGAGGAUCAACUCCGACGCCCGGAUCGUGUCCGACGAGGAGGAGGAGGAGGAGAGCAAAGACGGCAGGAACCUCUACAUCGUCCUCGUCAGCAUACACGGGCUCGUCCGUGGGGAGAACAUGGAGCUCGGCCGAGACUCUGACACUGGGGGCCAGGUGAAGUACGUCGUGGAGCUGGCCCGGGCGCUGGCGGCCACCGCCGGCGUGCACCGGGUGGACCUCCUGACGCGGCAGAUCUCCUGCCCGGACGUCGACUGGACCUACGGCGAGCCCGUCGAGAUGAUCACGCAGCCAUCCGACGCCGAUGCCGGAAGCGGCGGCGGCGGCGGCAGCGGGGCCUACAUCGUGCGGCUGCCGUGCGGGCCCCGGGACAAGUACCUCCCCAAGGAGUCGCUCUGGCCGCACAUCCCCGAGUUCGUGGACCGCGCGCUGGCGCACGUCACCAACGUCGCGCGCGCGCUCGGCGAGCAGCUCGGCGCGCCGGGCGCGGGAGACAGCGGCUCGGCGGCGACGCAGCCUGUGUGGCCGUACGUGAUCCACGGGCACUACGCGGACGCGGCGGAGGUGGCGACGCACCUGGCGAGCGCGCUCAACGUGCCGAUGGUGAUGACGGGCCACUCGCUGGGCCGGAACAAGCUGGAGCAGCUGCUCAAGCUGGGCCGCAUGCCGCGCGCCGAGAUCCAGGGCACCUACAAGAUCGCGCGCCGGAUCGAGGCCGAGGAGACCGGCCUCGACGCCGCCGAGAUGGUGGUCACCAGCACCAAGCAGGAGAUCGAGGAGCAGUGGGGGCUCUACCACGGCUUCGACCCCAAGGUGGAGCGGAAGCUCCGGGUGCGGCGCCGCCGAGGAGUCAGCUGCCUCGGCCGGUACAUGCCGCGCAUGGUGGUCAUCCCGCCCGGCAUGGACUUCAGCUACGUCGAUGCCCAGGACCUGGCCGAGGGCGAUGGCGACCUGCAGGCGCUCAUCAGCCGUGACAAGGCAAAGAAGCCACUGCCUCCCAUUUGGUCAGAGGUGCUGAGGUUCUUCACCAAUCCCCACAAGCCGAUGAUCCUGGCGCUGUCGCGGCCGGACCCAAAGAAGAACGUCACCACGCUGCUCAAGGCCUAUGGCGAGAGCCGCCACCUCCGCGAGCUCGCUAACCUGACACUGAUACUGGGGAACAGGGAUGACAUCGAGGAGAUGUCCGGCGGCGCGUCCACGGUGCUGACGGCCGUGCUCAAGCUCAUCGACCGGUACGAUCUGUACGGCCAGGUGGCCUACCCCAAGCACCACAGGCAGACGGACGUACCCCACAUAUACCGCCUUGCCGCCAAGAUGAAGGGAGUGUUUAUCAAUCCUGCUCUUGUAGAGCCAUUCGGCCUCACCCUGAUAGAGGCUGCUGCUUAUGGUCUGCCUGUGGUCGCCACAAAGAACGGCGGGCCGGUGGACAUCAUCAAGGCGCUGCACAACGGCCUGCUGGUGGACCCGCACGACGCACCGGCGAUCACCGACGCGCUGCUCAGCCUGCUGGCAGACAAGGCGCGGUGGCUCGAGUGCCGGCGCAACGGCCUCCGCAACAUCCACCGAUUCUCGUGGCCGCACCACUGCCGUCUCUACCUCUCCCACGUUGCCGCGAACUGCGACCACCCGGCUCCGCACCAGCUGCUCCGCGUCCCCGCGAGCCCGUCCUCCGCUGCCGCAGCCGACCCAAGCGCCGACGAGUCACUUUCUGAUUCACUCCGCGACCUGUCCCUCGGCAUCUCCGUCGACGCCUCACACGACCUCAAAGCUGGGGACUCCGCCGCAGCCAUCAUGGACGCCCUCCGCCGGCGCCGCUCCACUGACCGGCCGGCCAGCUCCAACAGGGCGAUUGGCUUCGCGCCAGGCAGGCGGCAGAGCCUGCUGGUCGUCGCCGUCGACUGCUACCUCGGCGACGGCCAGCCAGACGUCGAGCAGCUGAAGAAAACCAUCGACAUGGCGCUGUCGGCCGGCGCCGCCACUGGCGGGCGGGUCGGGUACGUGCUGUCGACUGGCAUGACCAUCCCUGAGGCCGUGGACGCACUCAGGGCUUGCGGCGUGGACCCGUCCGGCUUCGACGCGCUGAUCUGCAGCAGCGGCGCGGAGCUAUGCUACCCGUGGAAGGAUCUCGCCGCGGACGAGGAGUACUCGGGACAUGUGGCGUUCCGGUGGCCCGGCGAGCACGUGCGGGCGGCCGUGCCAAGGCUCGGGAAGGCUGACGGCGCGCAGGAGGUGGACCUCGCCGUCGACGAGGCCGCCUGCUCCGUGCACUGCCACGCCUACGCCGCGGCGGGCGCCUCCAAGGUGAAGAAGAUCGAUUCGAUCCGGCAGUCGCUGCGGAUGCGCGGGUUCCGGUGCAACCUCGUGUACACGCGCGCGAGCAGGCGCCUCAACGUGAUCCCGCUCUCCGCGUCGCGGCCGCGCACGCUCAGGUACCUGUCGAUACAAUGGGGCAUCGACCUGUCCAAGGUGGCCGUGCUCGUCGGCGACAAGGGCGACACCGACCGUGAGCGACUGCUCCCCGGCCUGCACAAAACGCUGGUCCUGCCGGGGCUCGUCGCACGCGGCAGCGAGGAGCUCCUCCGCGACGAGGACGGGUUCGUGACGGAGGACGUCGUCGCCAUGGACUCCCCCAACAUCGUCACCCUCGCCGAGGACCAGGCGCCCGCCGACAUCCUCAAGGCCAUCUGAGACCUGCUCUGCUCCAGGCUCCAGCUGCUGUCUUGCAGCUCUUGGCUUCACUCUGCUGGGGUUAUUUUUGACUGCAGCUAGCCCUGUUCGUGGCCAAGGAUCGCUGCAAACUUGCGUACCAGUUAUUUUUCUUCGUUUGGUUCCAUUUCAUCUAUGGUGGUUUUACUUUUCUUCCGGUCUUGCUUCUGCGUUCUGCCAUUCUAAAAGCAACAGCGACAACAGCAUGCACAGGGCAAAAGGCUUUCGUUCAGGCCAUGUUGUUAUGGCUGUCGCUGUUGAUUUUAGAUUGGCAUGAAAAAAAAGAUAGGAAGAUAAAAAUCAAAGGUAAUAAUGAUUGCUUGCUGUUGAUGUUGCACCAGCAAACAUGCCACUAAUAUUUUUUUUUUAUUGAAACACCAGUUACGCCUCUGGCAAUGAGGUAUUCAUGUAAAUAUUACAAAGAAACAUGGGAGAAAAACAUAAAGUUGCCGAAUGGAAA
Messenger RNA from Phragmites australis (common reed), 3799 nucleotides. Its product is annotated as probable sucrose-phosphate synthase 5. NCBI's taxonomy places the organism in Eukaryota, Viridiplantae, Streptophyta, Magnoliopsida, Poales, Poaceae. Gene Ontology annotation, molecular function: sucrose-phosphate synthase activity. Gene Ontology annotation, biological process: sucrose metabolic process. The transcript has 12 exons. The record is from RefSeq and is a predicted model, not a curated record. Bases 160 to 3321 code for a protein of 1053 amino acids.